AACAGGUACAAACUAAUCUGCACUUUACGUUAUUCAUUUAUAUUUUUAACCUGCUCUACAAGUUGUUAAAAUAGAAAAUACACAAUAUACAUAAAAAUGUUGACACAAACAUGGUGUCUUAACAGAAAUUGCAGAGGUAAAAAUUACCUGUCUCCAUGAUUGUCACCUCUAGAGGGCAAUCAGUGAGCCUGUGAGCCCUUCCGUGUCACUCGUUUUAUGACGCAACUUCCUGUAGUGUGGAAGAAGAGAAACUCCCCUUCCGGUUUUGUCGGUCCACGCGUGGCAAUGCAAACACACGCGGAGAACCUGUCGAUCAAUCCUUGGCCAUCCACUCGAGCAGUGUGACAUCCGAGUGUAAUAUUCACUGACUGACAUUCUGUGCAGUCAUUUCACUUGAUCAGCGAUGGCGGCCAAGCUUUACUAUGGAACAAAGAAGUCAAGCGAACACGGUUGGAUUGGACGACACAUACGAAGUACAGUGUAUUAUGCAGCGAACAUUUCGAAAGAUCAUGUUUCGAAGAGGGUCCCUUGCGAAUGGCAGAAAUGGGAAUCAGCACUCGUCGACUCGUGCUGAAGAAAGGUGCGAAGCCAACUAUUUUCGAUAGACCACGGACAAGUCCGGAGCACCCUACCCCCUCCACAAGCGGACAGACUGGGCACAUGAGGUCUGCAUUUGCCAAAAGGGAAAGGAAGAGGACAAUAGAUCAGAUCAUGGACAGUACGACUACGGCAUCAGUGGCGGAUGCGGUGGAUGAACCAAUGGCAAUGGCACUAGAUUUGCCUGAUGAGGAGGGCGAUCAAGAUCAGGGAAAUACAAGAGAACAAGGAUGCCAGACGGACUGGGUACCGAUUGGGACAGCACCAACAGCAAUGACCAGUAGCAAGAGCACCCAAACAGGGAAAAUACAUCAUAGAUCAAAGGGACACCAGGUGACCCCAGAGAUCCUCGAGAGGGUUAGAGCUCGGCCGGCCAGGGUUAGUGAAGUCCCAUUGUCAAGUGUAGCAGCUCCAUCUGACAGCCCCGAGAUGCAGACUAACAUAGCAGCUCCAGGUGUGUCUGGAAUGCAAGCCAAGCUACGACCACCUCCUGCAUUGUUUGAUGAAGGACCAGCAUCAAGUCCCACUGCGCCUUUUGUUGGUGGUUCUUCCGAUGACAGCUAUGUGCCGAGUGAGUCAACGACAUCGGAUCCGUGUCAAUCUGACGGGUCGCCAGAUCGCCCAUGUACUCACCAGAUGCGUGAAGAGGGCUGCCACAAGGAACCGAAGUACAUCAUCUUUGAGUCGUGCCUCCAGAGUCUCGUCAAGUGGUGUCACUGUCCAGUCUGUGGCAGCCAGGACAUAAGCCCUUCUUGGGAUUCGAACGGUACACAGCUGACCAUGACUCUUCAAUGUGCAUCAUGUGACCAGAGGAGUAGUUGGAGCAGCCAGCCAAACAUUGGCCCUUAUGCCGCGGGCAACAUCCUGCUGUCUGCUGGCAUCCUCUUCGCUGGGGCAUCUUCUGGCAAGGUGUUGCAAGUGCUGAACAGCAUCGGAGUGGUCACGUAUGUGAAGAGGACAUUUUUCAACCACCAGGAGCUCAUCCUGCAGCCAGCCAUCAAAAAGGUGUGGGAGGAACAGCAACGGACGCACCUCACCAUGCUGCAGGUGGAAGGCCGACCCCUCGUCCUUGGUGGUGAUGGGCGAGCAGACAGUCCGGGACACAGCGCCAAGUUCGGUACCUACACCACAAUGGAGCUUGUGGCCAAUGUGGUUCUCGACCUUCAGGUUGUACAGAGCAACGAAUGUCUUGGCAGCUACCAUAUGGAGAUGGAAGGACUGAAGAGGAUGGUGGAACUGCUGAUCAGCUGGGACCUGGAUGUCGGGGUGCUGGUGACAGACCGACACAGACAGAUCGCUAAAUGGAUUCGUGAAAACAUGCCCAAUACACGGCACUGCUAUGACAUCUGGCAUGUUGCAAAAUCCAUCGGAAAGAAACUGAAGGCCAUCGCCAAGCAUAAGGACUGUGAAGACCUGAAGCCCUGGGUGCAAAGUAUAAUCAACCACCUCUACUGGGCAGCAGUGUCUACACCGCCUGGAGAGGGGGAACUUCUGGUUGCCAAGUGGAAGUCUGUGGAGCGACACAUUCAGAACAUCCACAAGGACCAUGGCGACCUCUUCCCAAUUUGUACUCAUGGACAACUGCAACGGCAAAAGAAAUGGCUCAAACAAAGUUCACGCUCAGCAGUGAAACUGGAGGAGGUGGUCAACAACAAGUCCCUGCUAAAAGAUAUCGCCAUGCUGUCGGGUGAACACCAGACUUCCAAGGUGGAGGCGUUCCAUAGCCUUAUCAUACAGUUCGCACCGAAAAUGUAUGUCUUCUCAUACAUCGGAAUGCUGUGCAGGAACCUGCUUGCUGGGCUGCACUGGAACGAAAAUUCGAGCCGCCCUAUAGCCACUACACAAGCGGGUGCUGAGCGCUAUGCAGUACGCUACCCGAAGUAUAAAGCAGGGGGCCAUGUGGUCAAGAAAAUCGCGACAGAGCCAACAUACCGCUACGUAGAUGACUUGAUCAGGGAGGUUGUUGCUGGCUGCAGACAGACCCCUGACGAGAGAACACCACUCAGCGUCACUGUGGAUGUGCCUCCCUUCCUCUGCGAUGAACUGGAGAAGCCAGACAAGGAGGAAGCCAUCGCCAAGCACAGGAGUCGCUUCGGUAAGUGUGAAAUGCCCUCCCGGUAACAGUUAGAGAUGCUACCUCAGUAGAAGCAUUUAAGUCCCAUCUUAAAACUCAUUUGUAUACUCUAGCCUUUAAAUAGACCCCCUUUUUAGACCAGUUGAUCUGCCGUUUCUUUUCUUUUCUCCUCUGCCCCCCCCCCCCCCACGUGGAGGGGUUAUUCCGGUGACCAUGGAUAAAGUGCUGGCUGUCCAGAGUUGGGACCCGGGGUAUACCGCUCGCCUGUGCAUCGGUUGGGGACAUCUGCGCUGCUGACCCGUCUCCGCUCGGGGUGGCCUCCUGCUGGCUCCACUGGACCCUCACUAAUAUGUUAGACCCACUCGACAUCCAUUGCUUUCGGUCUCCCCUAGAGGGGGGGGGUUACCCACAUAUGCGGUCCUCUCCAAGGUUUCUCAUAGUCAUUCACAUCGACGUCCUACUGGGGUGAGUUUUCCUUGCCCGUGUGUGGGCUCUGUACCGAGGAUGUCGUUGUGGCUUGUGCGGCCCUUUGAGACAUUUGUGAUUUAGUGCUAUAUAAAUAAACAUUGAUUGAUUGAC
Entelurus aequoreus (snake pipefish) is the source of this 3250-nucleotide messenger RNA. RefSeq lists its product as uncharacterized. Bases 535 to 2718 code for a protein of 727 amino acids. The record is from RefSeq and is a predicted model, not a curated record. The transcript is spliced from 12 exons. NCBI's taxonomy places the organism in Eukaryota, Metazoa, Chordata, Actinopteri, Syngnathiformes, Syngnathidae.